Molecule: messenger RNA, 3822 nt
Organism: Oreochromis aureus
Lineage: Eukaryota; Metazoa; Chordata; Actinopteri; Cichliformes; Cichlidae
Gene: capn8
Product: calpain 8
Exons: 21
Biological process (GO): proteolysis
Cellular component (GO): cytoplasm
Molecular function (GO): calcium-dependent cysteine-type endopeptidase activity; calcium ion binding
Source: RefSeq, a predicted model, not a curated record
CUCCGGCAGAACCAGGCUCAAGGAAGGCAUGACCAGGAGCAGGCCUGGAACAGUGCAACUUCCUCUCACCUGUCUUUCAAAGAAACCUGAAGAGCGCCCCCUGCAGGCAAACAACUCAUUUUAAUUGAUCCUAAUAAUCAGUAAAUAUCAUGUUAUUGCAGUGAUUUCUGCACCGUCCACACCAAAUAUGAUGCAAAUCAUGUUCAGCAAAGCAUCUCCAUCCUCCGCUGUUCCACCCGCUCAGGUUCAGGUUCCAGAGUGGAAGUGCUGUGAUUGGUCAGAAUCAGCCCGAGAUACAUUCAUAAAACACACAGCCCCUGUCACAGGUGCUGUUGGUCUCCUGUCCUGUUUCUAUGGCAAUUUCUCCCAAUCAGCUGUUCGUCAAACGUUUUGAUGCUCUGGUGUAAUAAUGUGUGUUCAUCAUCAUCAUCAUCAUCAUCAUUUGACGAUGGCCACCUGUGCUUUCAAGUUCAAGUUCACCUUUUAUUUGCUGUAUCCAGGCAACAUAGAAACAUCUGUCAAAUCAGCAUACACUGUCAGAUCGCCAUACCUGUAUCAUCAAAACGCCACAAUGAAAUUCUUCGGCUCAAAGCACCUCAGUAUUGCACAUGAAGUAACACUUUGAGACAAGACAUAUAUUAAUAAACAUGUACAGCGUGCCCAGUGAUUGUGCAACAUAAACUAUCUGAUGUCUCAGCAGUUCAGCAGCCAUCAGGCUUGAGGGUGUCGCCAUAGGAACGGCGUCAGGCAAAACUACAAAAACUUGUCAGAAUUUCAAAGAGAAGAAGAAACAACAGGAGAAGAAAAGCAACGAGAUCAAAGAGAGAAUGUCACAUUUAUGUUUCAGCCAAGCAGCUGACCCCACAGUUCCUCUGAUGUCCAGCAGAGGCAGCAGUGAGCCAUUCCCCACCCAUUCCCAUGUUAAAACAGCUGGUCAAGAUUAAAACAGGUGAUGUCACCGCGUGUGAGUCUGUGCUCCGAUGGGGUUCCUGAGAGUCACAGGUGUGACAGCAGCUUCUGGUUCUCCGUGGAUCCGAACCUCUGUGUGUCGCAGGUUCAGGUGUGUGUGUCUGUGUGUGUCACAGGUUCAGGUGUGUGUGUGUCUGUGUGAGUGUAAACAUGUCUUACUGUUGGCUCUGUUAACUGAUAUCACGCCACUCCUUCACCUGUAUCUGAGCUCCGCCCUCUACCUUAUACCUGAGACCCAGUCUUCCACACAUAGCACACCUCAGGAUGGCGAGCACAGCGGCUCAUCUUGCGAGGAGGAAGGCCCGGGUGGAGGAUGGCGCUGGCAGCCGGGCCAACGCGAUCCUCUUUAACCACCAGGACUUCGAGCAGCUGCGAUCCGAGUGCUUGCAGAUCGGCUCGCUGUUUUGUGACCCCACCUUCCCGGCAGACUGGAACUCUCUGGGAUACAACCAGCUGGGGCGCUACUCAUCCAAAACCAGUGGUGUGGAGUGGAAACGGCCGUGGGAGCUGUGUUCUGAUCCUCGCUUCCUCGCUGACGGAGCCAGAAGAACAGACGUCUGUCAGGGAGAGCUGGGUGACUGCUGGCUCCUGGCGGCCAUUGCCUCCCUGACUCUGGACCCUCAGAUCCUGAACAGAGUGGUCCCUCCUGGGCAGAGCUUCACCUCACAGUAUGCCGGCAUCUUCCACUUCCAGUUAUGGCAGUACGGGGAGUGGGUGGACGUAGUCGUGGACGACUGGCUGCCCACCAGAGACGGGAAACUGCUGUUCGUCCACUCAGCGGAGGGAGUGGAGUUCUGGAGUGCUCUGCUGGAGAAAGCCUACGCUAAAAUGAGCAGCUCUUACGAGGCCCUGAGCGGCGGCUCGAGCAUCGAGGGCUUCGAGGAUUUUACCGGCGGCAUCGCAGAGAGUUACGACCUGAAGGAAGCCCCGCCCUUCCUGUUCCACAUCGUCAGGAAAGCCCUGAAGCUUGGAUCGCUGCUCGGCUGCUCCAUCGAUAUUUCCAGCUUGUAUGAGACGGAGCUCAUCACGAGUCAGAAGCUGGUCAAAGGCCACGCCUACUCCAUCACAGCGGCCGAGCAGGUGCAUCAUUGUGGUUCUCUGGUGGAGCUUAUCCGGAUCAGGAACCCCUGGGGUCAGGUGGAGUGGACGGGUGCCUGGAGCGACAGCUCGAAGGAGUGGGAUGGCGUUUGGGCAGAGGAGAAGAGGCGGCUGGAUCGCUGCACCGAGGACGGCGAGUUCUGGUAGAUAUCCUAUCACGACUUCCUGAGUCACUUCUCCCGCCUCGACAUCUGUAACCUGACACCUGACACGCUGACCAGCAACGAGGUCAGCCGCUGGAACUUUGCCGAGUUUGAGGGCACGUGGAGGGUGGGAUCCACCGCCGGUGGCUGCAGGAACUACCCCGCCACCUUCUGCUCCAACCCACAGUUCUUCAUCCGGCUGGAUGACGUGGACGACGAUCCUCACGAUGGCGAGGAAGGCUGCACCGUCCUUAUCGGUCUGAUGCAGAAAGACGCUCGAAGGGAGAGGCGCUUCGGACGCGACCUCAACACCAUCGGCUUCGCCAUCUACAAGGUGCCCGAUCAGUACAAAGGUCGCACUAACGUCCGCCUGAGCCCGGACGUCCUCCUGAGAGACCAGUCAGUGGCUGGCAGUCAUGCCUUCAUCAACCUGAGGGAGGUGUGCGAUCGCUUCAAAUUGCCACCCGGAGAGUACACCAUCGUCCCGUCCACCUUUGAACCGCACUGCAAAGGAAGCUUCAUCCUGAGGGUGUUCACAGAGAAGGAGGCCCACACCAGCCCCAUGGAGGAGGACGCCAACGCUGAACUCCAGGAGCCCAACGUCAGACACGAGGACGUGGACCCUCACCUCAAACACCUCUUCAUGCAGAUCUGUGGAAACGACUCGGAGAUCUCCGCCUUUGAGCUCCAGCAGAUUUUGAACAAAGCGGUGACUCAGAGGUCGAACAUUAAAACCGAUGGCUUCAGCCUGCAAACCUGCCGUGACAUCAUCAGCCUGCUGGAUACUGACGGCAGCUCCAGACUGGGCCUGCUGGAGUUCCACAGCCUGUGGAUGAAGAUGCAGACGUACCUGGAGAUCUUUAAGAGUCACGACGCGGACGGGUCUGGCACGAUGAGCAGCCACGAGAUGAGAGCGGCUCUGGCUGAAGCCGGGUUCCAGCUGAACAGCACAGUGAUCCAAGAGAUCGUCGCUCGCUACGCCGACAGAAGCUACGCCAUCGACUUCGACCGUUUCAUCGGCUGCUUGAUCCGUCUGGAGAUACUCUUCAGGAUGUUCAGGACUCUGGAUAAGCAGCAGCGGGGCUGGAUCCAGCUCGACCUGCAGCAGUGGCUGUGCCUCGCCAUCAACUGACAGCUGCCGCUCCAGGAGCAUGCUGGGAGUCUGCGGGGAGCUCCUCAGACCUUAGUCUCUAAAUUGUUCUUGUUCUGGGUGGGGGUGUAGGUGGUGUGGGGGUGAGGUGAUGAAAACGGUCUUUCUUAGACACGACUAACCGAUCAUGGAAAAAUGAUUUAGGCAGCACUGUCUUUGGUAAGCUGAAGGCAUCGUAUCCAAAGCAGUGCUAGCAUCAUGCAGUAGCUGAACAGUUUAACGCGCACGUGUGUGUUCAAGGAUAAUGUUGGCAGAAAGUCUAAAUAGGCUCCAGCGAGCAUCGCGUACACGUUCACUGUAAAUGUUUGAAUCAAAAUGUUUGUUUCCUUGCAAGUAAGAUAAACACGUUGGAUUGGCUGCUGUGUCUCAGUUAUAACAGAUACCAUGGUUACCAUCCAAAGGACAGGAAGCCAAUGCUGCGGUCGCUGACUCUGAAACAGUCCAAAUAAAAUCUGAAGAAAC